CUCAUAUCAGCGAUCCACUUUCCUCGGGUCGGCAAUCGCCGGCCGCCGAGCAAACCACAUCGACUUCAUACUUCACUUACUGUUGCAUUUGGGACGUUGACCAUGUGCAUGGCUGCGUUGUUUGUUCUUCAAACAUUAUGAUACCUGAGACAGAGAAGAGUGGCUGUCGCGAAAAGCCAGCGCACGGCAUCGCACCCUUCCCCCAGACCCAUCCCGAUGGCUAUCAAAAAACUGUUAAAACGGAUACUGAAAUGCCAGUCUGGAAGUGCUUGGCAAGCAUUGACAUGUGGAGGUGCACGAUACUAGAAUGUCUCGCCAGCAUGAUGUACACGUUCAUGUUGACAUGGGUGACGAUUGCACCCGCCUCCAAAGAUCGAGACGACCCCGAUAACCUUUCCUACUACAGCAUGAACAAUUACGACUGGGUCCGCUUCUUGCCCGCGAGUAUCGUCAAUGUGUGCCUACUCCCUUUGAUCAUCUUUACCUUUGCUCGCUCGACUGGCGGCUAUGUCAAUCCGAGUAUUACAUUCGCUGCGUACUUUCUUCGCCGGAUAUCUUUAUCAAGGGCUGCUAUGUAUAUUGGUGGACAGGUUGUUGGAAUUGUCCUGGCAGUGUGGGCUGUGCAAGAAGCAUACGGUAGCACAGGGUUUGAUAUAGGGUGUAUCAUCAGUCGUGGAGGGGUUUCGAUACGCAACGCAUAUAUUGCCGAGGUUGUUAGCGACUUUGCUAUGGUGGUGACUGUCAUGUACAUUGCUGCUGGUCGCAAAUCCGGAGUAUUAUUUGGAGAUGCGAUGUCGCCUUGGAUGGUGGGCAUUGCCACCGAAGCGGCGUUCUGGUUGUCGAGACUCAUAUGGCAGGGCCAUCCCGGUGCAAGUAGGCAAUUGUGACAUGCAUUGUGGGAGGCUAUCUGGGGUUGCAGCUGCUAACAGCCACAUAGGAUCUAAUGCUGCCCUUUUAGUUGAGUAUCUACAUGGAAUCUAGUUCUUUGAUGAGGAUGGUAGUCUCGCUGCGGCCUAUGGGGCAGCUUCGUUGAGUUGACGGGCGUUUACGGGCGUUCUUAGCAUGUUGGUA
Messenger RNA from Aspergillus welwitschiae, 1071 nucleotides. Its product is annotated as aquaporin-like protein. Bases 138 to 887 code for a protein of 249 amino acids. The record is from RefSeq and is a predicted model, not a curated record. Gene Ontology annotation, cellular component: plasma membrane. The transcript is spliced from 2 exons. Gene Ontology annotation, biological process: transmembrane transport. Gene Ontology annotation, molecular function: water channel activity. Lineage: Eukaryota; Fungi; Ascomycota; Eurotiomycetes; Eurotiales; Aspergillaceae.